Staurois parvus is the source of this 5838-nucleotide messenger RNA. The record is from the annotation of a GenBank genome assembly. Lineage: Eukaryota; Metazoa; Chordata; Amphibia; Anura; Ranidae.
AUGUCUUCUCUCCUGGAUAUGUCCGAGUUUGGGGAGGCCGCUGACUACUUGAGGAAAAGUGCCAAUGAACUUAUGAAGAUUCAGACCAUCCCUUUCGAUGGUAAGAAGAAAGCCUGGAUACCAGAUGAGAAGGAAGCUUAUAUUGAAGUGGAAAUAAAGGAUUCUUCAGGUGGAAAAAUCACUGUGGAAACUAAAGACAAGAGGACUCUCACUGUGAAGGAAGAUGAUAUUCAGCAGAUGAACCCUCCAAAAUUCGACAUGAUUGAAGACAUGGCAAUGUUGACCCACUUAAAUGAGGCCUCUGUCUUGUCCAACCUGAGGCGUCGCUAUGCUAACUGGAUGAUCUAUACCUACUCCGGGUUGUUCUGUGUCACUGUGAACCCAUACAAGUGGCUUCCUGUGUACACAUCCACCGUAGUCGCCGCUUACAGAGGCAAGAGACGCUCAGAGGCUCCACCCCAUAUCUACGCCAUCGCUGACAACGCAUACAACGACAUGGUGCGAAAUCGUGAAAACCAGUCUAUGCUGAUCACUGGAGAAUCCGGUGCAGGCAAAACUGUUAAUACGAAACGUGUAAUUCAGUACUUUGCCAUUGUGGCAGCCCUUGGUGAAGGGAUCGGGAAGAAGAGUAUAAUAUAUUUAUUGGAUAUUCAGGGCACCCUAGAAGACCAAAUUAUUGAAGCUAAUCCAGCGAUGGAAGCCUUUGGCAAUGCCAAGACACUGAGAAAUGAUAAUUCCUCCCGAUUUGGGAAGUUUAUUCGAAUCCAUUUUGGACCUACCGGAAAACUGGCUUCUGCUGACAUUGACAUCUACCUUCUGGAAAAAUCAAGAGUAAUUUUCCAGCAGCCCGGAGAAAGAAGCUAUCAUAUUUAUUAUCAGAUUCUGUCUGGGAAAAAGCCAGAGCUUCAAGAUAUGCUGCUACUCUCUACCAACCCGUACGACUAUCACUUCUGUUCACAAGGUGUAACAACUGUGGACAACCUCGACGAUGGGGAAGAGCUUAUGGGAACUGAUCAUGCCAUGGAUAUCCUGGGUUUCAGCCCAGAGGAGAGGACUGGCAGCUAUAAAAUAGUUGGUGCCGUCAUGCAUUUUGGAAACAUGAAGUUCAAGCAGAAGCAAAGGGAGGAGCAGGCUGAAGCCGAUGGCACUGAAAAUGCCGACAAGGUAGCCUAUCUAAUGGGAAUCAGCUCAGCUGAUCUCAUUAAAGGUUUGCUCCAUCCCAGAGUGAAGGUUGGGAAUGAAUAUGUGACCAAAGGCCAGAAUGUGGAGCAGGUGAUAUAUGCAGUUGGUGCCUUGGCAAAAGCUACUUAUGAUCGAAUGUUCAAAUGGCUUGUUAGCCGAAUUAACAGGACGCUGGAUACCAAACUGGCCAGGCAGUUCUUCAUCGGAGUACUGGAUAUCGCUGGGUUUGAAAUAUUUGAGUAUAACAGCUUUGAGCAGCUCUGCAUCAACUUCACCAAUGAAAAACUGCAACAGUUUUUCAACCACCAUAUGUUCGUGCUGGAGCAGGAAGAGUACAAGAAGGAAGGAAUUGAAUGGGUCUUCAUUGACUUUGGCCUAGACUUACAGGCUUGCAUUGACCUCAUCGAGAAGCCACUGGGAAUCCUUUCCAUUCUGGAAGAAGAGUGCAUGUUCCCUAAAGCAUCAGACAUGACCUUUAAAGCCAAGCUUUAUGACAACCACUUGGGGAAAUCUCCCAACUUCCAAAGGCCAAAAGUAGACAAGAAACGCAGAUACGAGCCUCACUUUGAGCUGGUCCAUUAUGCCGGGGUGGUGCCCUAUAACAUCAUGGGAUGGCUAGACAAAAAUAAGGAUCCUUUAAAUGAAACCGUGGUAGGAGUAUUCCAGAAGGCCUCCAACAAGCUACUGGCCAGCUUGUAUGAGAAUUAUAUCAGCUCCUACUCAGUAGACGAGCAUAAGACGGGAGUGAAGGAAAAACGCAAGAAGGCGGCUUCAUUCCAGACCGUGUCUCAGCUUCACAAGGAAAAUCUUAAUAAACUGAUGACCAAUCUGCGGUCCACUCAGCCUCAUUUUGUCAGAUGUAUCAUCCCUAAUGAGAGCAAAACUCCAGGUGUCAUGGAUCCAUUCAUGGUCCUUCACCAGCUGAGGUGUAAUGGUGUCCUUGAGGGUAUUAGAAUUUGCCGUAAGGGAUAUCCCAACAGGCUGCUGUAUGCAGAGUUUAAGCAGAGGUAUCGGAUCCUCAACCCCAGUGCUAUCCCAGAUGACAAAUUUGUAGACAGCAGAAAAGCCACAGAAAAACUACUGGGAUCCCUUGACAUUGACCAUACCCAGUACAAGUUUGGACACACAAAGGUCUUCUUCAAAGCUGGUCUGCUUGGUCAGCUGGAAGAGAUGCGAGAUGAGCGUCUGGCCAAGAUCAUCACCAUGUUGCAAGCCAGAAGCCGGGGUAGACUCAUGAGGAUUGAGUACCACAAGAUCAUUGCCAGAAGGGAUUCAUUGUUGGUAAUCCAGUGGAACAUAAGAGCUUUCAAUGCUGUCAAGAACUGGUCAUGGAUGAAACUGUUUUUCAAGAUUAAACCACUACUGAAAUCAGCCCAAACAGAGAAGGAAAUGGCCAAUAUGAAGGAGGAAUUCCUGAAGCUAAAAGAAGCUCUGGAGAAGUCUGAAGCUAAGAGGAAAGAGCUGGAAGAGAGACAGGUUACUCUGAUCCAAGAGAAGAAUGACCUGGGUCUGCAACUCCAAGCCGAGCAAGACAAUCUUGCAGAUGCAGAAGAGCGAUGCGACCUGCUGAUCAAGACUAAAAUCCAGCUGGAGGCCAAAGUGAAAGAGCUGAGUGAGAGAGUGGAAGACGAAGAAGAGAUGAACUCUGACUUGACUUCCAAGAAACGAAAACUGGAAGAUGAGUGUGCCGAACUAAAGAAGGACAUUGAUGACUUGGAAAUUACACUGGCCAAAGUAGAGAAGGAGAAACACGCCACAGAAAAUAAGGUGAAGAACCUUGUUGAAGAGAUGGCGGCAUUGGAUGAGAUAAUCGCCAAGCUGACAAAAGAGAAAAAAGCUCUGCAGGAAGCCCAUCAACAAGCUCUAGAUGACUUGCAGGGAGAAGAAGACAAAGUCAACACUCUCACCAAGGCCAAAGCUAAGCUAGAGCAACAAGUAGAUGAUCUGGAAGGAUCCCUAGAACAAGAGAAGAAACUCCGUAUGGAUCUAGAACGUGCAAAGCGAAAGCUAGAGGGAGAUCUGAAGCUCACCCAGGAGUCUGUGAUGGACCUGGAAAAUGAUAAGCAGCAGCUGGAGGAGAAAUUGAAGAAGAAAGAUUUUGAGAUAAGCCAGCUAAAUUCUAGAAUUGAAGAUGAACAAAUGAUGUGUACCCAGUUGCAGAAGAAAAUCAAAGAACUACAGGCCCGCAUAGAGGAGCUGGAAGAGGAGCUGGAAGCCGAGAGGGCCACCAGAGCGAAGGUAGAGAAGCAACGAGCCGAGGUGGCCAAAGAGCUGGAAGAACUGAGUGAGCGGCUGGAGGAAGCUGGUGGGGCCACCUCGGUGCAGAUCGAGAUGAACAAAAAACGAGAGGCUGAAUUCCUGAAGAUGCGCAGAGACCUGGAGGAAGCCACACUGCACCAUGAAGCCACCGCGGCUGGCCUGCGGAAGAAACACGCGGACACCGUGGCCGAGCUGGGCGAGCAGAUUGACAGCCUACAGAGGGUGAAACAGAAGCUUGAGAAGGAAAAAAGUGAGAUGAGAAUGGAGCUGGAUGACUUGUCUUCAAACAUUGAGCAGCUCAUCAAAAAUAAGGGCACUGCUGAGAAGUUGUGUCGGACAUAUGAGGAUCAGCUGAGCGAGGCCAAAAGUAAGGUGGAUGAACUUCAGCGCCAGUUAGGUGAUAUUUCCCUGCACAGAGCCAGGCUGCAAACUGAGAAUGGAGAGCUAUCUCGAUUGCUGGAGGAGAAGGAAUCCCUUGUCAACCAACUGAGCAGAGGUAAAGCUUCCUUCACUCAGAGCAUUGAAGAACUGAAGCGGCAGCUAGAAGAGGAGACAAAGUCUAAAAAUGCUUUAGCACAUGCAUUACAAGCUUCCCGCCAUGACUGUGAUCUCAUGCGAGAACAGUAUGAAGAAGAACAGGAAGCCAAAGCUGAACUACAGAGGUCUCUAUCGAAAGCAAAUGCAGAGGUAGCGCAGUGGAGGAACAAGUAUGAAACAGAUGCCAUUCAGAGGACAGAAGAACUGGAAGAUGCCAAGAAGAAGCUUGCAGCACGGCUACAGGAUGCGGAGGAGGCAGUAGAGUCUGCUAAUGCCAAGUGUUCCUCACUGGAGAAGACCAAGCAUCGACUUCAGACUGAGAUUGAAGACCUGGUCAUUGAUCUGGAACGUGCCAACUCUGCUGCUGCAGCCCUAGACAAGAAGCAGAGGAACUUUGACCGGAUCCUUUCGGAGUGGAAGCAGAAAUAUGAGGAGACGCAGGCCGAGCUCGAGGCUUCACAGAAGGAGUCUCGUAGCCUGAGCACUGAGCUCUUCAAGCUGAAGAACGCCUACGAGGAGUCUCUGGACAAUCUGGAGACCAUGAAGCGCGAGAACAAAAACCUACAAGAGGAAAUUGCUGAUCUCACUGAUCAAAUCAGUGCCAGCGGUAAAAUGAUCCAUGAACUAGAAAAGGUAAAGAAGGCCCUUGAAAGUGAGAAGAGCGACAUCCAGGCAGCUCUAGAGGAGGCAGAGGGGGCCCUUGAACACGAGGAAAGUAAAACCCUAAGAAUACAGCUAGAGCUCUCACAGAUUAAGGCAGAUGUGGACAGAAAGCUAGCAGAAAAAGAUGAAGAAAUUGAAAACCUCAGACGUAACCACCAGCGUGCCAUGGAGUCCAUGCAGGCAAGUCUGGAUGCUGAGGCUAAAGCCAGGAAUGAGGCCAUCCGGCUCAAAAAGAAGAUGGAAGGUGAUCUAAACGAGAUGGAGAUCCAGCUUAAUCAUGCCAAUAGACAGGCUGCAGAGUCUCAAAAAAUGGUCCGUCACCUGCAAUCCCAGAUGAAGGACUUGCAGAUUGAACUGGAUGACACUCUCCGACACAACGAUGAUCUAAAAGAACAAGCUGCGGCCCUCGAGAGACGUAAUAACUUGUUACUGGCUGAGGUGGAGGAACUGCGGGCAGCACUGGAGCAAGCUGAGAGAGGAAGGAAACUGGCAGAGCAAGAACUACUAGAAGCCACUGAAAGGGUCAACCUUCUACACUCUCAGAAUACUGGACUUAUUAACCAGAAGAAGAAACUGGACGCUGACAUCUCUCAGUUAAGCACUGAAGUGGAAGAAGCUGUCCAGGAAUGUCGGAAUGCAGAAGAAAAGGCCAAGAAAGCCAUUACUGAUGCAGCCAUGAUGGCAGAGGAGCUGAAGAAGGAGCAGGACACCAGUGCCCACCUAGAGAGAAUGAAGAAGAACAUGGAGCAAACAAUCAAAGACCUGCAAAUGCGCCUUGAUGAAGCCGAACAAAUUGCUUUGAAAGGUGGGAAGAAACAGAUCCAAAAGCUGGAAGCAAAGGUCAGAGAGCUGGAAGGGGAGCUGGAGAUUGAGCAGAAAAAAAAAACGCUGAAACUCAGAAAGGGAUUCGAAAGUAUGAGCGGAGGAUAAAGGAACUCACCUAUCAGACUGAAGAAGACCGGAAGAAUUUGGCACGGAUGCAGGACCUGAUAGACAAACUCCAGAUGAAAGUCAAGAGCUACAAGCGCCAGUCAGAGGAGGCUGAGACUCAGGCCAACUCCAGCCUUGUAAAGUACCGGAAGGUCCAACAUGAGCUUGAUGAUGCAGAAGAGCGUGCCGAUGUCGCAGAGGCGCAAGUCAAUAAACUGCGAUGCGCGGACUAGAGAAGUAGGUUCUACCAAGGUGAUAACAGGGUGA